CCCGGGGCACUGGCUGUAUAACCCUCUCCCCGCUGCUCUCCCCCUCGCGUCCCUCUCUGUCCUCCCCCUUGUGCUGCAGUUGCUGUGGCGGUGCCUGCGGUGAUUUAGGAAGGAAUGCUCCCCCUCCCCUUCCAGCCCUCCAGCUCCUUCCCUCAGCGCGUCACUGUGAUGUGCUCCUCUCCCCCAAAACUCCUCUCACACUCAUCUCCUCCAUUCCCUCCUCUUGCUGCUGCCUCAGUCUCUCUCUAGCUGUGCCCUGUCCCUGUGCCACCUUCCCCUUCUUCUCUCCCCGCUCAGCUCUAUGAUGUGACUCUUCCUUCCAUCCUCCCCCAUCUCUGAGUCUGGUCCUCCCCCUCCUUCCCUGUGUCAGUUGUGCAGUGCAGAGCAAUGAAUCCCUUACUGACUCCCAACAUGCUCCUGCUCUCCUCAGAUCCCCCCCUACAGACAGGGGAGAGCCCCUCAUCUCCCCCCCAGGGCUCCCUGCUGCUGGGGGGUUCCUAUGCUCCAACCGGAGGGGCCAGCGCUUUACACAAUGAUUUUGGCUCCAACAUCAACGUCCUGAAGACCCUGAACCUCCGAUUCCGUUGCUUCUUGGCCAAGGUGCAUGAGCUGGAACGAAGAAACCGUUCCCUUGAGAGGGCGCUGGAGCGAGCGCAAGGGGCAGGACCUAUAACCAGGGACCAGGCUGUACAGACUGGAUUUGUGGGACCCAUCUUGCCUCCACCAUUAUUGGGGCUCACUCGUCCCUGCCCUGCGCCUCCCCCCCAGCCAUGGGUAUAUGGAGCUCACAGGCUGGGGACCCGGUGUGAAGUUGCCUCGGGGAGCGGAGCAUACUGGGGACACUCAGAUGGAGUUGGGGUUCAGAUUGACACAAUCACCCCAGAAAUCCGAGCUCUUUACAAUGUGCUGGGCAAGGUGAAGCGAGAGCGAGAUGCAUACAAGCAGAGGUGGGAGGAGGAAUACACAGCCCGUGUUCAGCUGCAGCAGAGGGUGACGGAACUAGAUGAGGAAGCCCAAGAAUCUGCUUUAUAUCAGGAAGAACUGGCCAUGAAAGUGAAGCAGCUGAAGGCUGAGCUGGUCGUCUUCAAAGGUUUAAUGAGCAAUAACCUGACCGACCUGGACACCAAAAUCCAGGAGAAGGCCAUGCGGGUGGAUAUGGAUAUUUGCCGCAGAAUUGACAUCACAGCAAAGCUGUGUGAUGUGGCUCAACAAAGAAGCUGUGAGGACAUGAUAAAUAUGCUACAGACUGUUCAUCUCUCUCCUAUGAAGGUUUUGGGGAGAAGGAAAGAGAGGAAACCGGCUACUGAUGAUGAGACUUCAGUCUGUGAGAGCGAGAGUGCAAGAGGGGGAGAUGAGGAUGAAAGUACAGCCAUGAGUAUAAAUGAGGAAAUGCAACGAAUGCUCAAUCAGCUGCGGGAGUGUGAUUUUGAGGACGACUGUGACAGUCUUGCGUGGGAGGAGACCGAGGAAACCCUCUUAUUGUGGGAGGAUUUUUCUGGAUACGCCAUGUCUGCAGUGGAGACUCAGGGGGAGACACAGGAGGACAGUCUGGAAGAGGUGAUAAAAGACACGGAAUCGGUGUUCAAGAAUCGAGAAAAGGAAUAUCAGGAAACAAUCGACCAGAUAGAGUUGGAACUGACCACAGCCAAGAAUGACAUGAACCGCCAUCUCCAUGAAUAUAUGGAGAUGUGCAGCAUGAAGAGGGGGCUAGACGUACAGAUGGAGACGUGCAGACGCCUGAUCAACCAAUCGGACGAGAGGUCACCGCCACCCAGUAGUGACUCAGCCUGUAAUGAGGAUCCGGAGGACUCUGAUCGGGACCCCCCGUCCUCUGACAGUUCAGCCAGAUGAUGGGGGGACAGGACACUUCCCCCCUCCCAUCACUCCAUAUCCUGCACUGCCAUUGGAACUGUCACUCUGGGAGCCUGGUGCAGGCAGUUGUGAUUGCCAGAUAUAUAUUAGCGUUCAUGACAGUUGGGAGUUGAAUGCUGCAAGUUGCUUGAUAUAUAUAUAUAUAUAUAAAUUGAUAUAUAGGGUGGGGGGUGCUGAAUAAGUAUAUAUGUGCUGCCAUGCUGUUAAACGCUGUGUGUGAGAGAGUGCAAUGCAUUUAGGUUAUUAGGCUCAGGCACAAACUUAUUAUGGGGGAGUGUGAAGCUCUUUAAUUGCUAUAUUGGGGUGCAGUAAUAAAGAUGGUGGGGAAAUGGGGUUGGAAUUCUCUGACAGGUCUGUGCAGCAUUGUUCACUAACAGAAAAAAAGAGGGGUAAUGGAUAGUGGAUACAAAUCUGUAUAAAAAAGAUAUUUUCCAUUGCAGUAUUCUCAGCCAAUGGGUAUACACUGAUGCACUUUUACUAGGGUUAACCCCUCGGCCCCUUUAAAACUGGAAACAUAUAAAAAACCCAGUGCUGCAUGGCUUCAUUGCCAUUGGCAAUAUCCCAUGCGGUGCGUAGACUUAAUAUGUAUCCACUCUUAAAGAGGCAAGAAGCCAACCCUAGCUCUUGUAUACCGAGAUAAAGAUAUUUUCUGCAUAUUUUGUGUGUGGGGGGGGGAGUGGAUCAAAAAUUAGUUUUGAGGUUUUUCAUCUCGUAUUUUACAUUUGAGCAAAGGGCUGUGAGGUUGUUCUGGUCCAUUACAGAAAUCCUUCAGCCCCGCACAUAGACAUAAUGUACAUUUUAUCUUGCCUUUUGCAAGGCGGGUAAUAAGUAUGUGUAAAUAAAUAAAAGAUCCAAGCUUUGGCAUGUGAAAAUAAAGUGUAUAUACCCGCCGGGGGAACUGUGUGCAAAUGUAUAGAUCUAGAGCAGAGGAAGAGGCAUUCUGGGAUGCUUGCUUCCAUGCACUUAGGGAAUAUGGCUGCAGAGGGUGUAAUAUCAUGAUAUAAUAUUAUUGAGACGAUUGCCUGUAAACCUGUUACAAUAAUCCUGUAGAGAACUCAAAGACGGGUCUACACUGACUCUUGGUAGGGUUCAAUGGCUGAAGAACCUUGAACUUGUUACUUGGGUGCUCGUAUUGGUACAGAGGAACCAUCAUAUAUAAUGAGACCACACGACUACACAUUUCCCUUACGUCCCAUACGGCAGCGCAAUGAGAUUUAUUCUCCUUCCCUGUCAUGUAGGACAAGUGAAGACAAACAAGGGUUCAUAUAAACCAUGCCUAUAAAUAGCAGCUACCAAUUACAGCCAUCUGUGUUUUAUUGUCCUACCUGUUGUAGGCAAGUGAGUUUCUGUGAUGUAGAAUUGUUUAAUUCUGUUUUAUUUGUUUUUAAGUUAAACAUUGCCAGGUCCCUAGGGAACUUGAAGACCAGAGGGUGACUGUCCAAUGGACAGGUCAUCCUGAUGACAAGAGA
This is a messenger RNA of Xenopus laevis (African clawed frog), 3341 nucleotides long. RefSeq names its product intermediate filament family orphan 1 L homeolog (gene iffo1.L). The transcript is spliced from 9 exons. The coding region runs from base 388 to 1851 and encodes 487 amino acids. Gene Ontology annotation, molecular function: structural molecule activity. The record is from RefSeq and is a predicted model, not a curated record. NCBI's taxonomy places the organism in Eukaryota, Metazoa, Chordata, Amphibia, Anura, Pipidae.